AUGGGUGACACAUCUGCUUCCACGGUCUCUAGUGCUGUUGUUCAAAGUAACGGUGGUGCUGGGACAGGAGAUGUUGUGAUCGGCGGCAGGUACGAAACUGAUCCUGCCUCGCCUUAUUUCCUGAGUCAGUCCGAUAACCCCAAUCAGAUGUAUGUGGGAGAACUUCUUAAUGAGACCAACUAUGCAGAUUGGGUGUAUGAGAUGACCACAUCUCUUCUUGCAAAGAACAAACUAGGUUUUGUUGAUGGUUCGCUGGCCGCUCCCAUCGAUCCGGGAAAACUCUGUGCUUAUCGUCGUACGGACGCAAUGGUGAAUGGGCGGUAA
Molecule: messenger RNA, 324 nt
Organism: Linum trigynum
Lineage: Eukaryota; Viridiplantae; Streptophyta; Magnoliopsida; Malpighiales; Linaceae
Source: the annotation of a GenBank genome assembly